This is a messenger RNA of Paramuricea clavata, 5997 nucleotides long. NCBI's taxonomy places the organism in Eukaryota, Metazoa, Cnidaria, Anthozoa, Malacalcyonacea, Plexauridae. The record is from the annotation of a GenBank genome assembly.
AUGAAGAAUGGAAAGAUAGCAGCCACAGUACACAAAGUCAGUUUGACAGCUGACAUAAUCAAGAAGCUGUAUGAAAAACGCGAGCUUCAUGAUGUUGAUACACAAAGUCCACGGGCUUCGCUUCAAACGGCUUGGUUUCAAAUUUCCAUCUACUUCGGAAAACGUGGUAGAGAAAACCAAAGUUCAUUGAAGAAAUCAAUGCUAUGUCUAGUCAAAACCGCAGACAGCCACAAGUACUUCAAGUUGAACAGAGGCGAACCCGGCACUGUUCUCACGAGCAAAAAUCACACAGGAGGUAGAUGGCUCCAAUGUUAAAAUAUGUUUGCAAUCCAGUUCUACACGUUGCCCUGUCUAAAUCCUUAAAACCUACUUGAUUCAUCUUAAUCCAAAUAUUUCCCUGUUAUUCUAAAUGAAUAUAAACAAGUUGCACCAAAAAUUUGCUUUUCAGAAUGGUUUGCUUUACUCCUGGUAAACGACCAUCCCAUCUGCAGCAACCCACAGAUUUAUCCCCCACAUAGUAGGCCAGGGGUGGAAAAUUUUUUUUUUCUUUCUGGGAACCUGAGUCAAAGGCUAGAAAUUUUCUGUGAAAUUUGCAAUGUUACAAUUACAGAGAUGACAAAAGAAAUGCAUAAUUAUUGUAUUAUUUGUACUUUAAUAAUAAUAGGCUUUACACUGGUUUUUGUAUGCUCGUACAUCGCAAUGGUCGUCUGGUAUAUAGUCUGAGUGAGUGUCUAUAUUAAAUUAAUUUAUUCUACUUAAAUCUAACCUCAUGAGUAUUAUUUACCCUUGCAUAUUCUAAACAUAGUUUCAUAUUAAUCUGACACUGCAAUCAACCAACAAAAAAAUUUGUUGGCUCGAGUGGGAUUUGAACUCACAUCUUCGGGUAUCCAGACCGCUGCUCUACCUAUUGAGUUAUCGAGUCAACAGGGAUUGGUAGCGAGUCUUAUCCAAUUUAAGUGCAUGAAAUACUUUUGUGAUGACUUAGCGCUUGUCUUAGAGGACGUGCAGUGUUUCAAUUCCAUUUCAGAAUUGUGCAUCCUCCAAGACAAGUGUUAAGUCGUCACAAAAAUAUUUUGUGAACUUAAAUUGGAUAAGACUUGCUACCAAUCCCUGUUGACUCGAUAGCUCAACAGGUAGAGCGGCGGUCUAGAUACCCGAAGAUGUGAGGUCAAAUCCUGCUAGAGCCAACAAAUUUUUCGUUGGUCGAUUGCAGUAUCAGAUUAAUAUGAAACUAGUUUUUCAUAUCGCUGAGGAUGGUUCUGAAAUAUUCUAAACAUAUCGAAACUCUUUGGUCCUUCGUUAAAUGAGGCGUAUUUAUAAAAAAAAACGCAUGACAUUUCUUUCUUAGAAUUUGAUUUUCAUGCAGGGUCAUUGAAUAUUUGGAAUAAAUCUUUUAAUCAAAAUCACGUCAUAAUUUUAUUUUAUAUUUACGACAAAAUGGUAACUGUUAUCAAAUUAGUUUAUAACAGCUUUUAGUUUUUAAGUUAAAAAAUCAAACAAGGCAGCUCUUUUUUGUGCCACCCGGUAGUAUUAUAGCAGUAUAAUAAUAGCAGUAUAAUAAUAGCAUUAUAGCAUUGGGACUUGUUUACUAUUUAAUUUGCAUUUUAUUGGAGACUUUUCAGAGCAUAUAUUCACCAUUUUACCUCAUGAUUAUGAUGAAUUAAUUUCUGUCCAAUAUUAAAAGGCUGCUGAUGUUAGUGUGUACACUGUACAGUGUAAAUAAAGUAGAGUAAACAGAGUUAUCUCAAAAUGUUGAAAUAUUUUCUGGAAAAUUUUCUGUGAAACUCUCACUCAAAAAAAUUUCUGGGAACCUAAGGUUCCGAUACUUUUCCACCCCUGUAGUAGGCCAUCUUUCAUGAACUGGCUAAUCCCCAACCUAUUUCUAGAUUUGACAGUGUGUUUGUCAACAACAAUAUUCUGUGACGGCUGGUACAGUUGUUGAUGAUGUUUAUUGCUGUAGCCUUUAGUGACAGGAUCUACCAUAUUCACAAACGCCAUAAGCGCCCUGUACCUAACCCGAGAAAUUAUUUCCAUUGCCCACAGACCAUGAAUAUAAGGUUUUUACACUCCAAUAAUUUUCAAUCUCACUGUCGACUUUAUAUACUAAAAGGCAAUCAACCUCUCAAGGUUGGUGGACUGCAAGACCCUUCUUUAUAGUAGUAUAUGGGGAUAACUUUUGAGUUAUUUGUAUGUGGGCAUAUGUAUUGGUAUGGCCAGGAAACUACCUCCUGAAGCAUCCCUUAGUAAAAAAGUGCUGAAUGAACUCAAGCUCACAGUUCAUACUUCAGACGAAAGCUUGAUUGAAAUGGAUCCCGGACAUGUCAGUGAGGGGCAAAAUCUGGGAUAAUAUUCCUAGUGUCAGGAUCAUCAGAUCCAUUAUGUACUAUGGGACCUAGUGGGGGGGUGCUAGACAGGGAGCUUUCGAAACCUUGGGUUCUAAUGGCUGGGCUUCCCUCUACUUCCACUCAUCCCUCUACUUUCCCUCUGGGUGGGGAAGUGGGGUUCUCAUGACUCAUCAGAACUGCUACUUCCCUGAGGCUAUAAAACAGGAACAGCAGAUAGGAACAAGAUCAAUAUAUUCAUCAGUGCAAAUAAAAACUUUUUUAUAGAUAUAAUUUACAUGCUGCCACUUAAAAUUAUAAUAAGAGCCAAACUAGUAAGAUAUAAGUAUGAAUACUUGGCUAUUAUGUACAGUAUGUAACAAACAACCAAACAUGUGCUCAAGGCUCAUUUUACUUCGCCUAGGAAUCAGAGAUUUUUAUGCCUAAAACACCAUUCAUUUUCGUCAACAAUAUAAAUAAAUACCAUUUAUGUUUGUCAAUUUCAGUAUGAAACGAUUAUUUCAACACAAAAAAGCGAUAUGAGGACAUACUUGGUCGUACUAGUGAAGUAUACUAAAUACAAAUAAAUUUACAAUGCCAUGGCAACGGCAAAACAUUGAAAUAGAAAUUGUCUGGAAAUGAUAAAAAUACUUGCCUUGAAACUCCAGACACGACUCCCAAUGCCAGGUUGAGAUACUUGUCUUCAUAUGAAGACAUUCCAUCAUUACUAGCACUAUCAGUUUGCAAAAUAAAGCCAAAAUCGUCUUCAGAAUGCGAUUCAAACAAUACAAUUACAUUACAAUGCUCGUGCGCGAUCAGGAAAACUGCUCUAAAAGGUUUGUUUUUCUGCCUAAGCCAAUCGAAAUCCGUGUCUAGGGUAAACAAACACUCCGGAAGUGAUUUCUGCAGUCUUUUACCAGGAAACUGUAAUGCUUUACCAAGAAUUUGGCGUCCGAAGUUGGCCAAACACUUUCCGACCACGAGAAUCGCCAUAAUAGGCAUAGAUUAUUUUGCAAUUUCCCGAGACUGCUCUGAGCUAUAGAAUGAAAGACGGCGAUUUUUUUGUAUAUUUGUCUUUAUUAUACGUUGAAAAGAAGCAACGAUACAAGCAUUUGAAUCAGGCGGAACAUUCAAAAUGCAACAGCAAAAUUGAUAAUGCGUCAUUUACAUAAAUUUCACCGCAUUGAUGAUUUCAAGGUAAGAAAUUCGCUUGAAAUUGAGCGAGAAACAGUAAAAUUAUAUCAAUAUUUCGGAAUAUAUAGUAUAGAUCAAGCGAAUUUUUUUUGGUGGUAUUUUCGUAUUUCCACUGCAAAUACUCGCAGAGUUCUUUAAUAUUUAAUCUUCCCGUCAUAUACAUCGGAAAUUAAUAUUGACGGAUUGAAUUGAGUUAAAGAAAGUUGUUUGCACAAAUGCAGAGAAUGUGACAGAGUCGAUCAAGAAAACUUUGAAGGAUUAUGGUGGGUUCACCACUGAUGCAAAUGUUUACAACAAAAUAAUGGUUGGAUUUGGAGCUGACGGGGCAAGUGUAAACAUGGGGUGUCAUAACGAAAUUGGUGUCAGAUUGCAGUUGCCUUCAAGCAGGUUAUCCAAGAAAAUGUAUCCCAGAUGAAAGUCCUUACUUUCCUGGAAAGUGUUUACAAAUUUUACCGGAGUAAUUUACCUUAAAACGAAGUAUGCUCAGGCAAAGUUCUGCCAGCGCUACAUGGAUUCCACAUACCUACACAGCCCUGGUGAAUUUCUGGAAGCUGUACCUGUGGCAGCACUUUGAACAGGUAAUAAUAAAAGUAAAUAGUAUGAUUUCUAAGACUAUAGUGCAAAUAGCUGUUGAUUUAUUUUCUUCUCAAUCAAUUUUGAUAUAGUUGCAGGUUGACACACACUCACCUGAUGCUUCAGCAAAGGCUAAAAGCUUCCUUCAGAAAAUUCAAAAGCCUGAAUUUCUGAAAGAUGCUGCGAUGACGACAGACAUAUGCACCUGUCUGAAGAAACUAUCACUAUUUCUACAGAAAGCAGAAUGUAACAUUGCAGAUUGCUCAAUAUUUAUUAUUAUUAUUUACUAUUUUAAUUUUGUAGCUAUGGUGGUAUCCCGAAAGAACAUUGGCAAGGUGUUGGACUGGGAGCAAAUUAACAUUGCUUUUGGUGAUACUGAUCCACACCUCCUUCUUCUUGUAGAUCUUCUCCUUACCAUCCCAGCACAUUCUGCUGAGUGCGAAAGGGGAUUUUCUUUGGUGAAAUUGGUCAAGUCAGAUUGGACGAAUUCUUUGACAGAUGAAGCUGUAACUGAUAUAAGGGACUGGUCAUAAAGUAACUGCUAGGGUGGGCUGGAGGUAAAUCACAAAUUUUGCCAAUAAGUUUGGUGACCCAUCUUAGAUGUAGAUAAAAAUUUCAAAGCCCAUCCAAUCUUACCAAAUUUAUUUCAUGACCCACCCACCCAAUCUAAAUUGGGAAAAUACACUUUUAUAAUGAAAAAAACUUGCAGGUAUGAACAUAUAUCAAUACAGUGCCGGUGUAUAUCUUUAUUUUUGUAUCUGCGAAGCAGAUUAGUAUUAACGUUACCCAUAGCCAUUCAGCGACAAGCUUAUGUAAUUAAGCCAAUCAGCAAUUAGCUUACAUCAAUUGUUUACAUCGUGCUCGCACAAAACCUGCGAAUGGGCGUGGUUUGGCCUCGUGUUGCGUGUAAGUCGUGUACUCGUGUUAUUCUUUGCCAUAUUUUGGCUUCAAAUUGUCUUGAUUAGUUCAUUUUACCUUGAAUUGGCUGUCUUGUUUUCACCAUUCUACUUGUGAUAUUAUUUGAAGUUAUCUAUCAACAUGGAAACAUAUCCUUAUCGGGUAAGUAGCCAAAUACCACAUAUUUUAUUACAUACAUUUAUACAGUAUAAAAACAAUCAUUGUGUAUAAAUACUUUAAACAGUCAAAACUCUGGCUGCAGGCAUUAUAUUGCCAAUUAACAAUAUCACAAGAAACUAAUGUUCUCAGGAGAUAUUGAAUUAAAUCCUGGUUCUGUAACUCUGUUCAAACGUACAACAGUCCAACUAAAUUGUCAUCAAGUGUAGUGAGCAAAAGUAAAGAUGUCAUAAGUUGUAUUUUUCGCAGUUGUUCCUGGUUAGUCUUAAAAUGUAUAUAUUCUCACUUGGAUUACAAACCCUAACAUUCUAACAUUAAUUCCACCAAGUGAAGUGCAAGAAUCCAUCAUUGAAGUCCAUCUUAUCACAACCCGCACACCCGAUUACUUAUAUACACAUGAACUUACGGUUACAGCUUAACAGCUGGCCUCUGUAGCUCGGUUGGAGCGCUGCACCAGAAUCACAGGGCCGUAGGUUAAUUUCCUACCAGAGGAGCUUGUGCUGCAUUUUUCGCAGUUGUUGCUGGUUAAGUCUUAAAAUGUAUAUAUUCUCACUUGGAUUACAAACCCUAACAUUCUAAUAAAAGAAUCCCCACCCUCCCUCCUCAUUACAUUGUCAUUUUGCUUUCUAAUAUAAAUAUUUUUGUUUAGAAAAGUAUAAUCUACAUUGAAAAGUAUAAUCUAUCUGCAGUGAGAAACAAGAAAAAAACAGAGAAAGUCAGUGCUAUCGUCCAUCAUUUACAAUAUGCUGUUUCUGCAAGUGAAAGUGGUGAAGACCUGGUUUUAGAAGAAAUAGGAAAGUCAAGUGAUCAGCAGUCAGGAUCAGAUACAAUUUGA